AUGCUUCCGCCCUAUUAUUCUAACAGUGUCCGCCCGUCGCCUCCCUCCGCGCGGGAUGUGUCCGCCCUUCGCCCUUCCUCCGGCGCCCGCUCGGUCGUCCCCUCGACCGCCCAGUGCCCGACGGUUCCUCGCUCACGCGGUCACGCCUCCUUGCCCUCCACCUCCCCCAGGCACGCGAGCAGGCAGUUCCACCUCGCCGCCGCCCUCACGCUACCACCGCCCGCUCUCUCUCUCGCGCACGCGCUACACGCCUCCGCCGCCGCUGCUCGCCCGCCGGAGGCCGAUUCACCACCUCCGCCGCGCGACACACCGCCACCGCCGCCGCCGCUGCUCACCAACCGGAGGCCAAUUCACCAACUCCGCCGCGCGACACGCCGCCGCCGCCGGCCGUAUUCCGGCCAAAUCACGGAGCAGCUCCGAAGCCGACCGCCGCCGGCCGGAUUCCGGCCAAAUCUGGCCCUCUCCGCCAUAGGUUCAGGCUGCUGUGAAGUGGACAAGGACCCAAGCAAGGGAUGGCACCUUGGAUUUCAAGACAAUGGUCAAGAGUGCUCGACUUCAGCAAUCAUGUUUUGCCUAUCUUCACUUAUGUUGUUCCAUAAAUCUAAUAAGAUAAAGCUUUGCUCAGUUGUGCCCCUGCAUAUUUGUAACUCUUGAGUCAUUAAAUUAACGAAUCAAUUUUGCGUGAAUAUCUCACACCUAUGCUCCUGGAAAGUAUGUGUAGCUCCACGUAAAAAAAUGGCCAUAAUUGUUUUUGAAAAUUGCAAUUGGAAACCUUACUUGAUAUCUUGAGCUUCAUUACCUUUUCUUUUGAGAUCUUAUUUUCAGGUUCACAGGAAAACACCAUUUUAUUACUUGUUGCUUCAGCCAUGUAAAACUUGUUUAAGUUGUUUUUUUUACUAAAAGAUCUUGUUUCGUGCUACGUCUUUUGGAUGGAAGGUACGAUGCCUCCCUCAACAGUCAUUCUUCAUGGUGGGAGGCAGUGAGGAAGUCAUUUAAGAAAUAUGCAUCACUGUCUAACCUUUUGCUUAUCAAGAAUGCCUAGCAGCCCCCCCACAAAUCUGUAUGUCUAUGUAAAUAGCAACAGGCCCAUUAUGUUGUGCUUUGGUUGAAUAUUUUGACGUGAUUA
This is a messenger RNA of Panicum virgatum (switchgrass), 1126 nucleotides long. RefSeq names its product protein enabled homolog. NCBI's taxonomy places the organism in Eukaryota, Viridiplantae, Streptophyta, Magnoliopsida, Poales, Poaceae. The coding region runs from base 1 to 654 and encodes 217 amino acids. The transcript is spliced from 3 exons. The record is from RefSeq and is a predicted model, not a curated record.